Messenger RNA from Arachis duranensis, 1632 nucleotides. RefSeq lists its product as uncharacterized. The record is from RefSeq and is a predicted model, not a curated record. NCBI's taxonomy places the organism in Eukaryota, Viridiplantae, Streptophyta, Magnoliopsida, Fabales, Fabaceae.
AUGGGACAUGGGGUAUGGAGGAGUGUUUGAGUUUGAGUUGAAUAGAAUAGAAUAGAAUAGAAUAGAGAGUGAGGGAGUGAUCCACGUGGUUGUGAGAAGUGUCCAACCCUUCUUAGCUUGUUGUGCAGAUGGCUGAAAUCAAAGGAGGCGCCGACGACGACAUGGCUGACGGUAUGCAAUGCACCGACCACCCUUACAGAACGAAUCCCGGCGGAAUCUGUGCCUUCUGCCUCCAAGACAAGCUCGGCAAGCUUCUCUCCUCUUCUUUCCCUCUCCCCAUCCGCCCUUCUUCCUCUUCCUCUACCUCCUCCCCUUCAACUUCCUCCGCUAACACUACUCAUUCUAGAAGGCCACGCCUUCCUUUUCUCUUGGUCAAGAAGAAGAAGAAGAAGCCCUCUCCCAGCUCCUCCGCUGCACCCUCUGACGCCGCCAUUCUCAAGCGCAGCAAGUCCACCGCCACACCGAGAAGACCACGCUCUCUCCUCGACCCUGACGACUUACUCAUCCACGAUUUCACUCCCAGGAAGAGGAAUCACGGCUUCUGGUCCUUUCUCUACCAUUCUUCCAAGUCCUCCAAGAGCUUCAGGGACACCAUCUCAGAAACUUCCAAGCCAAAGGAAAAUAGCAAGUGCUGCUCCGGUUCUUCUCUCAUGGCCAGAAGGACCGACAUUGUUGUUGUGGAAGAAGAUAACACUCCCAACAGUAGCCACUCCACCGCUUCCUUUGAGCGCAAGGUUUCCAGAUCCAGAUCUGUUGGCUGUGGUAGCAGGAGCUUCUCCGGCGACUUCUUCGAGAGAAUCUCCACCGGUUUUGGUGACUGCACUCUCCGCCGAGUGGAGUCUCACCGCGAAGGCAAGCACAAGCAGGGGUCGUCUUCUUCUUCCGCUGGCGGCGAGGCCUAUUCAGCGGCUUCAUGAUGACGUCAUCUUCAUCUUCGUCGUCUUCUUCCUCUUACUGGGUCUCAUCCUCUGCUGACGAUAACAAUAACAAUGGGAAUAAUAAAGCGUCCUCUUCUUCUACUGCUGCCGUUGCAACAUCACUUUCACACUCCCAUGGCAGAGUCAGGAGUUGGGGUUGGGCGUUUGCGAGUCCUAUGAGAGCUUUCAGCGCCAAACCCUCUUCUUCCAAAGAGAAUCAGAAUCGGAGGGAUAUUAUUAGAGAUGCAAAUCACAAUGAUAAUCAUAAUAAGAAGAAUGCCACGCCAAACUUGUCUGCUAUACCUUCAUUGCUCACUGUCAGAAGCUGAUGAAGAAAGAAAUCCCAUUUUAAUUACUACUAUUCAUUUUGAUUUCCUUCAUUACUUAAUUAGCAAUCUGAUACUACUUUUCUCUUAUAAAUUUGGUGUUCAUGAAUAGUUGCAGCUGCUUGUAAUGGAGGCGUAGUACUCUGAUCUCUCCGGUGAGAAGAAUAUCUCUGUCAUCACAUCACGUGGUUCGUCUUAAUUUAUGUUAUUAUGACUGUUGUACUUCUCCUUGUUGGAUAAUUUUCUUACUUUAGUAAUUAGUAUGGCCAAGACAUGUAAUUUUUAAUUUUGAGGAGAAUUACUUUUCACAUGCAUACACAUGUUUUGGAAUCACCGUUGUAGAGGUUGUGUGCAAUUUCAAUAAAAAUUGUUACUACUAAAUACUAAUU